AUGCUCGGCCCCAGCGAAGCGCUUGCGCGCUCGUACGCCAGAGCGAGAAAGAAGAUGGAGCAGGUUGAUUUAGCAAAGGAGCGCGAGUUCUACAGGUACUAUCCGCAGCACACGCGAUCGAAUCCCGUCAGCCGCCAGCCCUCGCCCGCGCCCGUGCCAGCACCUGCCGAACGCUUGAAAUCACGACCGUCUACUCCUCCGCCAUCUUUACCAGAAGACGAUGUUCCGCAUCCGUCUGACGAUAGGGCUUUGACUGCCUUUGCACAGCUGGGCGCACUCCGUCUAAACACGCGGCGAUGUCUGAUCUCGUUCUUCGACCGGAAGAACUGCUUUAUCCUUGCUGAGGCCACACGAUCGCUUUCUCUACAAAGUGGGCAAGCAGAGUUCGGGGAGGACGCGUUGUGCUGGGGCAGCACCAUAUUCUCAAAGGAAAAGAGCAUAUGCUAUUACACGGUCAACCUGGUUCCAGUAGAGUACACUCUGCCCGUCGAAAGCUACGCCAACGUCCCCUCCCUGGUUGUCAACGACUUGAGCAAGGAUGACCGAUUCAAGCACUAUCCGUUCGUUGUGGGUCCUCCUUACUCCCGGUUUUAUGCCGGUGUGCCUAUCCGAAGCCCAAGUGGCCAUAGCAUUGGCACAUACUGCGUUCUGGACGACAAGCCGCGGAAUGGUCUGUCCCCACACGAAAUGAACUUUCUCAAGGACAUGGGCGCCACCGUCAUGCGCCAUCUGGAGAUGACAAGAGCUACCGAAGAUCAACGCAGAGGCAAGAUCAUGGUCAAAAGCCUGGGAUCAUUCGCUGAGGGCAAGAGUGGGCUAGAAGAGUGGUGGUGGGAUCAGGAGCAAGAACAGCCAUUAUCUGCGGGAACACCAGGAGCGCCCUCACAACGCCAACGUCCUGCAGCUCUUUCGAAUGCUUCUCAACAUUCUCCCAUGUUUGAGCGAAACGAUAGUGCCGCUUCGAGUGUCGUGACCGUGCGGAGCCCGACCUCGAGUGUUCAGCCUCCCAGUACGGCUAUGACUCCAACCUCGGAUGCUAUUCCCGAAGUCCGGCCUUCUGAAGUGGCAUUUAGGACGUCAUCCAACAAGGACGACCAGACGAACAGAGUUGCGCCCGAAAUCAAAGCGGCCUUCACCCGAGCCGCAAACAUGAUCGUGGAAGCGACUGAGGCAGACGGUGCCGCGUUCUUCGAUGCCAAGAUUAGUACAUUCGGUGGACUGGUUGACGAUGACUUUGUGUCAGAGCAACUGCCGGAACCCGAUAAACCCUGCAUUCUUCUAGGUGCGGCUCUCAGCAAGUACGGCAGAGACUCUGCAUCAGCAUCUGAUACCGAGUACGCGAUGUCUGAAAGCGUUUUGCGCCAUCUUCUUCGGUCGUACGCGCAUGGCCAGAUUUUCAAUUUCGACGACAAUGCCUCUAAUUCGCCCAUAAACUCCCCAUCCGCCAGUAGUGAGCAGGAAACUUCCGAUGGGUUUCCCUUCACGGCAUCGCGCAGGUCCGAGUCAACCCGCAGUUUAGACGAUGAGAAUUUCUUGAGAAGCGCUUUCCCAAAGGCCAAGAGUUUGGUCCUAUAUCCGUUAUGGGACCCUCAUCGCGAUCGAUGGUUUGCCAGUGCCGUGAUUUGGAGUUCUGAUCCCAUGCGCGUGUUCACCAGCGAACAAGAGCUCAGUUAUUUGGCGGCCUUCAGCAACUCUGUCAUGGCAGAGGUUGCUCGGCUUGACACAAAACUGGCAGACGCUGCAAAGGCUGAUUUCAUUUCCUCCAUCAGUCACGAGCUUCGAUCUCCACUUCACGGCAUCCUUGGAAUGACUGAUCUUCUCAAAGAUUCUCCCAUUGACAACCAGCAAACUUCUCACGUCGCAACAAUAGAAACGUGUGGAAAGACUCUGCUUGAAACGAUCAACCAUGUACUCGACUUCGCCAAGAUCAACAACCUAACUCGAGGUUCUGCAAAGCGGCAAAAGAAACGUUCACAUGGCGCCAAGCAGAUGAUUAGCCCCGGCCAGGGUCAUACAAACGAUAUCAUGACACUGAUCAACGACGUCGACAUGAGUGUUCUGACGGAGGAUGUGGUCGAGAGCGUCUUCGCAGGCUACACUUACGCAAAGACAUCGGCUCAGGCUUACGACGCGAUUCCGUCAAAAUCAAACGUACCUCCCAUUUCACUUGUACUCGACAUCAAUCGCAGCGACAACUACGUUUUCCGAACCCAACCAGGCGCAUGGCGACGCGUCAUCAUGAACCUCUUUGGGAACAGUUUGAAGUACUCACCUGCAGGCUAUAUUAAGGUUAAGCUCGAGGUAAAGCGCAAGUCGAAGUCUACUGAUGGAUGCUGCGAAUUCCGAUUUACGGUGACUGACUCUGGCAUUGGAAUGUCUGAAGACUACGUCAACAACAGACUCUUCCACUCGUUUGCACAGGAAAACCCUCUAAGUCAAGGUACCGGUCUCGGUCUAAGCAUCGUGAAACAAAUCGUCGAGUCUCUUGGCGGUGAAGUGGAGGUUAGAAGCGAAAAGGGACGAGGUACCAAGAUUACAGUCAGCUGCCCGUUGAAAGAGUCGGUUAUGUCCCCCACGUUCUGCGCCACCGGUCCUGAGAAAGAGAAGGAGCGACAUCUACAAGAUAUCAGUAAACGCACAAAAGGCAUGAGAGUGCGCUUUAUUGGUUUUGAAGAGACAGGCGAAUACUUCGUCAAAGAUCUCAAGAAUCAGACAGCGGCCAAACUUUCACUAAAGGCUCUCCAUAGUCUCUGUGCUGAUUGGUUCGGAAUGGAAAUUUGCGGUGGCACUAAAGGUCCAGCACCAGCAGAGCCGGAUCUUAUCGUUGCCACGGAAUCUGUUGCUGCAGAAUUGCGCGAGCGACACAGCCAGAAUCCGGACAAGGCCUGCGCGACGCCAGUUAUCGUUAUUUGUCAGGGAGCAGCCUCCGCACAAUCAGCCAUGGCUAUGACAGUGCCGGGAAUUAUUUUCGAAUGUAUUGGCCAGCCCGUUGGGCCUCACAAGAUGGCAAAGGCCCUGUCAUCCUGUCUCGAUCGAUACGCCAACCCGCCAAUGAUUGUGGAUACCACAACAGACCCAUCCCUCCAAGAAGUAUCAAGUUUGAAUCUUAAAGAGAACACCCUACCUCAUCGACUUAUGGCUAUGUCUGAUGUUGAUCCGUCUCGGCCGCUCUUGACCUCGGUGAGUAGUGCUCCUGAGAUACGGUCGACUACUCCAGUCCCUAUCAGGAAGUCGAUGUACUCCAAGCCUAGUCGGUCAUUGAACUGCCUUGCUGUCGACGAUAACCCCAUCAAUCUCCGGCUUCUCCGUACUUUUGUCGACAAGUUAGGUCAUCGCCACGUACUUGCCGCGAACGGUUUGGAAGCGCUGGAAGAAUACAAAGCCGUCCAGACGCCACCACUAACCACUGCUUCUCUCAAUCAUCCCACCAACGCAGCCUCUCGUAUCGACGUCGUACUCAUGGAUAUCAACAUGCCCGUCAUGGACGGCCUCGAAGCAACGCGCCAGAUCCGCGCUCACGAGAUCAGAAACGGACUGCCCAAGACCACCAUCAUCGCAUUGACGGGUGUCGCCGACGCGGACAUCCAGCAAGAAGCCAGCGCGAGCGGGAUUAACCUGUUCCUCAUCAAACCAGUCCGACUAGCCGAUCUGGAAGCUGUGCUCAAGGGCGUCAUUGUCGGCCAGGACAAGACAACCCUGGAGUUUCAACAGGAGAAAGAGCGAGCCGAGACCGUGGGACGCAGUGUGACGCUUGACAGUGUCGACGAGAUGAAGAGCCCCAUGGGCGUCGACAUACAGAAAUCGUGCAUUGAGAACGAUCAGGUCAGGAAACAGGUCAGGAUUGCGGGCUCGUAA
This is a messenger RNA of Dothidotthia symphoricarpi CBS 119687, 3855 nucleotides long. RefSeq lists its product as uncharacterized. The record is from RefSeq and is a predicted model, not a curated record. Gene Ontology annotation, molecular function: phosphorelay sensor kinase activity; protein binding. Gene Ontology annotation, biological process: phosphorelay signal transduction system; phosphorylation. The transcript has 3 exons. The coding region runs from base 1 to 3855 and encodes 1284 amino acids. Lineage: Eukaryota; Fungi; Ascomycota; Dothideomycetes; Pleosporales; Dothidotthiaceae.